Anneissia japonica is the source of this 640-nucleotide messenger RNA. RefSeq lists its product as uncharacterized. The record is from RefSeq and is a predicted model, not a curated record. Lineage: Eukaryota; Metazoa; Echinodermata; Crinoidea; Comatulida; Comatulidae. The transcript has 2 exons. The coding region runs from base 19 to 525 and encodes 168 amino acids.
UCGCCUAAAGCUAGGUCUAUGGACUUGAAGAUUCGAAGGGUCCAAAAGCCUUUAAUCAAAGGAAUUGUAGCGAUGACCAGAGCUCUGGGCCAUCGAACCGAAGACCCUGUAACACAGGAGACUAUGGCGUUGUUAGCAAAUGCUAAUUAUGAAAUUCUUGUUUUAAGAAAGGAUCUACUGAAACUAGAAAUAAACAGACGAUAUGCACAUUUGUGUAAAGCUACGCACAAACCAAACGAAUAUCUGUUUGGUGACCUUGGUAAGACUGUGAAAUUACUCGAUGAUGAGCGAAAGGCUAUAUUGGGCUUGUUUGCAGCAAAUAGCUCCCAGCAGUAUAAACACUCGACAAGAUACAGUCCAUACCCAAAUCCAGCUUUUCAAAACAGGGGGAAACAUUUUUUAGCCCCAAGAGGUCGACGACCAGCUGCAUCGUCGACCGCAGUACACCAGCAGAAAGCAUACCAUCAAAAGAAUUGGGUUCAAAAUCAGAACAAGCACCAGAAAAGAUUAUCAGGGGAGCAAUAGGAGACAUCCCACAGGCCACUAAGGACUUCAUCAAAUCUUCAAGAGACCAGUAUGCUGUUUGCAGUAUAUCAGGAAGUGGAUGUUAUUUACAGACAACAAACCCAUUCAGUCAGAC